Racocetra persica is the source of this 369-nucleotide messenger RNA. The record is from the annotation of a GenBank genome assembly. Lineage: Eukaryota; Fungi; Glomeromycota; Glomeromycetes; Diversisporales; Gigasporaceae.
AUGGUUUCUUGGGAGGACUUACUUUGGGAAGCGGAAAGGCAAUUAACCAAAGCAUAUAGAGCUUUGAAUGAUGCUAAAAGAGAAAUGAAUGCUUGUAAAUGUUUCGAGGAGAGAAAUAGUGAAGCGAUAAGAAGAGAGCAACAAACAAGAGGAGCCGAAAAUCGUAUAAGACAAUUGCAACAGGAUAAUUUGGAACAAAAACUUUCUAUUAAGAGAGAAGAUUUAGAAAGAACAAUUAUUGAUUUAGGAGUUAGUAGAGAUAACAAAAAUGAAAUUAGAAGGAACUUGUGUGAUGCUUAUGAGAGAUGGCUUAAAGUUAUGGAAAGAAAUGGUCACAAUGAACGAGAUAAUUGUGUUAAGAGAGCAUGA